AUGGCCAUGUCCAAGUACGAAACCAUCAUCUGGGAAGAUAAGAUGAAAGAGCGGAUCAUGUCUCUUGCUCGCGCGAGAUACACCAGCGAUUUCGAAAGUGGUUCGGUCUUCGACAUCAUUCACACUACUGUCAAACACGGCAACAGCACUUCUUACGAUACCCACCUUAUCGUCUACGAGUCGCCAAGCACCAACGAGGUCUUCCAGUUCCUCAUCACUAUGCAGUGCAACUCUUUUGCCCAGGGACUGGAAGCUCUCAUGAGUAGGAUCCAAGCGCAGUUGGGUCGUAGCAUCAAGAAGGCAAGGGAAGACAAGUUGCGGGAUGAAUCUGAGUACGGAAACUAUGGCUACGAUUCGGACGGAGAUCGCUACAAGUACUACCCAGAGGUCGCAGCUGAAAGGACACGAUGUCUCACGAUGAAGCUUGCCUUGACCAGCAAUUCGGAGGUUGCUCGUGGAUAG
This is a messenger RNA of Alternaria viburni, 462 nucleotides long. RefSeq lists its product as uncharacterized. The transcript is spliced from 3 exons. NCBI's taxonomy places the organism in Eukaryota, Fungi, Ascomycota, Dothideomycetes, Pleosporales, Pleosporaceae. The record is from RefSeq and is a predicted model, not a curated record. The coding region runs from base 1 to 462 and encodes 153 amino acids.